This is a messenger RNA of Pipistrellus nathusii (Nathusius's pipistrelle), 963 nucleotides long. The record is from the annotation of a GenBank genome assembly. NCBI's taxonomy places the organism in Eukaryota, Metazoa, Chordata, Mammalia, Chiroptera, Vespertilionidae.
AUGUCGUCACGCCAGCAGGUGUGGCAUACGGCCACGCUGCCCCCCGGCCUGGGCAGCCCCACAGCCCCCCUGCCGAGGUCCCCCGGCUCUGUCAGCGACCCGAGGUCCCCCACCACCCCCAGCUCGGUCAGCGGCCUGAGGUCCCCCAGCUCGGUCAGCAACCCGAGGUCCCCCACCACCCCCAGCUCGGUCAGCAGCCUGAGGUCCCCCAGCUCGGUCAGCAACCCGAGGUCCCCCACCACCCCCAGCUCGGUCAGCGGCCCCAGGUCCCCCGGCUCGGUCAGCGGCCUGAGGUCCCCCAGCACCCCCGGCUCAGAGAAGGUGGCCUCCCCAUUGGAGUGCUCCAUCUGCUUCUCUGGCUACGAUAACAUCUUCAAGACACCCAAGGAGCUGUCCUGCACCCAUGUCUUCUGCUUGGAGUGCCUGGCACGGCUGGCGGCCGCCCAGCCAGCUGGCCGGCCGGGCAGUGAGGCUGUGCCCUGCCCGUUCUGCCGGCAGCCCACCGCCGUGCCCGCCGACGGCGCCCCCGCGCUGCGCACCAGCCGCCAGCUGCAGGCCAAGAUGCCGGCACACCUGCGACAGGAGGAGCCGGUGUGGCUGGAAGGCACCAAGCUGUGCUGCUGCCUCCCCCCCUCCGCGCCCGGCCUGGCGGCCCCCGGCUUCGUGUGUGUGGACGUGGGCCUGAGCAAGCCGCCCGAGCCCGCCGUGCCCGCCCCCAGCCCCAGCCCCAGCGGCCGCCCCCGGGGCCGCCUGGCCCGCUGCUGGGCCCGCUGCGGGGACUGGAAGCGCAUGGCGCUCAUCACGGCCCUGCUGCUGGCGCUCUUCUGCGUGGUGCUCUGGCCUGUGCAGUGCGCGCUCAGGACCGGGAGCCUGCACUGCCUGACCCGGCCGCCUGCCGUCGCCGCGCCCACCACCGUCAGCUACCCAGCCACCUUCCCUCUCGGGCCGCUGGCCGACGACUAG